GUUAAACGAAGCAUCCAGGACCACACGAGCAUAUAUGCACACACAGGCAGGAGAAAAGCAGAGACGUGGCAAGGAGAAGCAAAAAGAGAAAGAAAGAGGAACAAGGUUUAUUGAAGACAGGAUGAAAUGCUUUAUAGCUGUCCUCUGUCUUCUGAGCAUCCUCCCAUCCUGCUACAGUGUUACCAGCAGUGGAGAAUGCUACUUUAAUGCUAAGGCUACCUGUGAACACAAGGGCCAGCUGUUUGACAUUGGGGAGAGCUGGUUGAACGAUGAGUGUUUCCAGUGUGUUUGUUUUGAGCCAUUUGGAGUGGGCUGUUGUGAACAUGGAAAGCAGCCAAUUGAUUUUCCAGGCUGGUGCGAGGCCGUCCGGAAACCAGGCUCCUGCACUGUUGCCGUGGUGAUGAAGGCCAAUCGUAAAUUGCCUUGCCUGUUUGGGAGGAAGAAUCAGCUGCGACUGGGGGAAGCACCUGCAUGGAAAUCAGAGAAUGAUCCACUCUUCUAAAAUAAAAACACCUCUGUGAAUGA
This is a messenger RNA of Pygocentrus nattereri (red-bellied piranha), 525 nucleotides long. RefSeq names its product prostate-associated microseminoprotein (gene msmp2). Bases 35 to 502 code for a protein of 155 amino acids. The transcript is spliced from 4 exons. Lineage: Eukaryota; Metazoa; Chordata; Actinopteri; Characiformes; Serrasalmidae. The record is from RefSeq and is a predicted model, not a curated record.